Messenger RNA from Durusdinium trenchii, 750 nucleotides. NCBI's taxonomy places the organism in Eukaryota, Dinophyceae, Suessiales, Symbiodiniaceae. The record is from the annotation of a GenBank genome assembly.
AUGUUGUUGGAGCUGCAUGUUGCUGCCGACUCCUUUGUGGACGAAGAGCCUGCAAAGCAAGCUGCUGUUUGGUACGAAGAGCAAAAGCAGCUGCAAGCGAAUAUUCAAAAAGCUUUGGGACCCUGGGAGAUCGAUCCGCCGCUGACGGCCACGGGCCGCGGCGAGGCGCAGAGGGCGCGGCUGCCGAGCGCGACGGGGACGGUGUACGUGUCACCCUUUCGGCGCACCUUGGAGACGGCGGCGGAGUUGAAGUUGGGGGAUUGGGAAGUGCGGGUGCAUCCGGAGCUCUAUGAGGUGGGUGGAGUGUAUUUGGAGCGCGAAGGGCGGAGAGAAGGACCUGGAGAAUGUAUGAGUGCGCUGGAGAUUGAGAGAGAGGUUCCCAACUUUGACACCAGCGCUCUUCAAGGCGCCCGUGAUCGAGGCUGGUACCAAGGCACUUGGGAGAGCGACGCAGCGGCGCGCCAGCGCUGCGCGCGUCUGGUGCAAUGGCUGCGACAGCUUGGUGCGCCGGGUGCGUCGGGUGCGUCUGCGGCCUGGGUGGUGCUGGUGAUCCAUGGACAUUUGAUUGAUUUGCUCUUGAAAGCGCUUCUGGGGAUCCAAGAUGACCCCGCGGAAGACCAGGAGAAUGAGAAUGUCAUGCAGGGACGACGCGUUGUCUUCUUUACACCGAACUGUGCCACGGCGCAUGUGGGUCUUCGCCCAGAUGGAAGCGUGGCUGUGUAUCACAUUGGUCAAAGUGCCAAGCUCUAA